Molecule: messenger RNA, 1419 nt
Organism: Heteronotia binoei (common prickly gecko)
Lineage: Eukaryota; Metazoa; Chordata; Lepidosauria; Squamata; Gekkonidae
Gene: TRMT10B
Product: tRNA methyltransferase 10B
Exons: 10
Coding region: 298-1302 (334 amino acids)
Biological process (GO): tRNA N1-guanine methylation
Cellular component (GO): nucleus; nucleoplasm
Molecular function (GO): tRNA binding
Source: RefSeq, a predicted model, not a curated record
GGGGGAAGUUCCGCAGGGAGAACCUUUAGUUUAAGAAGCAAUGUGCGAAUGCUGCAACUCCGUUUCUGAAAUCGGGUUCAUUUCCUGCUGGUGGAAGAGCUGUUUGUUAUCCUGUUUUUAGUCAGCCUUCGGGAGACGACUUCCACCUGAAGACCCAAGGUCACCUGGCUGGCUUCAAGUGAGGAAUCAAAUCCGGUUCUCCAGAUUAGAGUCCGCUGCUCUUAACCACUACACUAAGCUGGCUGUUGUGCACGAUUUCACAUGUGUGUUUAGAUCAGCCUACAAGGGCACAGAAAAAUGAUGACCUACCCUGAAUGUGAAGCAGAGGACAGUACCUGCAGAGACUUGUCUGAUGGCCAGUCAGACUAUGGAGCUGCUUGCCAGGAAGAUGGAGAAAACCUCUGGGAUGCUUUUGGGCUCCUACAGAUUGAUAUGGGCUGUGAGAACAUCAGGAGCCAGUUCCUGAGAAAAGAGACUGGGUGUUCGAGAAACGUUUUAAGGAAGCAGAGAAACUGGGAGAAGAUAAUUUCAGCAAAGAAGAGGAAACGAAAACAUGAGAGAGAACGGCGUAGAGCUAAGCUUGCUGAAGAAAGAGUUCCAACCCCCCAACUUAGUAAGCGAGAUUUAAAAGAGAUCACAAGAGAGCGCCUUUUGGGAGCCAAGAAAACAGGGCCUCGGCUGUGUGUUGACCUGAGUAUGACCACUCACAUGACUACAAAGGAAAUAAGCCGCCUUGCUGCUCAGAUAAGAAGGCUCUAUGGGUCUAAUAAGAAAUCCCAGAAGCCCUUUUGGCUGUACCUCACGGGGUUUGUGCAAAACAGUCCAAUCGCUGAAGAGUGCCUGAGGAUGAAUGAUGGAUUUAGCAGUUACCUUAUUGAUGUCACACCAGAAAGUUACCUUGACCUAUUUCCAUUAGAAACAAUUGUUUACCUCACUCCAGAUGCUGAAAAAGCUCUGGAGGAAGUCGAUCCACACAAAGUGUAUAUCCUCGGUGGGCUGGUAGAUGAAAGCAUUCAAAAGAGACUGACCUUCCAAAAUGCCCACGAGCGGCAUCUACAGAUGGCACGGCUACCGAUCCAAGAGUACAUGGUAAAGAAAGCAAAUGCCAAAAAUUAUCACUCGACGACUUUGGCCAUCAACCAAGUGUUUGAUGCCUUAUCAACAUACUGUGAGACGAAGAGUUGGGCAGAAGCCCUUAAAGCUGCCGUUUCUCCUGGGAAAGGCUACGUCCUUCGAGACUCAGCACUGCGACAAAAGGAACCUGCAGGGGAAAGCUGUGGGACUCUACCUUCAGCAGUUUAGAAGACUCGUCUCCGCUUCCGUUUCUUGGAAGCAAUGUGGACCAAUCGAUUUGCCUGUUUUCGUGAAUCUGUAUUAGAAGGAGGAAUUAAAAUCUUCUAUUGAUUUCUUUUGCAUCAA